This is a messenger RNA of Closterium sp. Yama58-4, 1770 nucleotides long. The record is from the annotation of a GenBank genome assembly. Lineage: Eukaryota; Viridiplantae; Streptophyta; Zygnematophyceae; Desmidiales; Closteriaceae.
AUGACUUCUGCUGAUAAAUUUCCUCCUUCUCGCUCUGCGACAGCUGCAUUUCGCGCAAUUACUGUCACCACGGCGCAGCAAUUCGCAUUACUGUCACAGCCUUCGUCUCCCGCUAACUCCGCUUCCUCGUCCCCCGCACGCGGCAACGCGGCCGGACGUUCGGCAGGCGCUUCGCACGUACCGCCUCCGCCCUCUCGCUUUGAGUCGGAGGCACCAUUGACGGCGAGCGAUUGCGUCGCGCAACAGGAAAAAAACGCAUCCGCUGUCAACGACGCUGCCAGCGACGCGCCGCGCCAAAGCGCGCAACUAGAGCCGCCGUCAACGGAGCCCGCAAGCCACGGGCUGUCGCUGCAUCAACUGCAGCAUCUCGUCGCUCUCACCGCCACCAACGACAGCCCGCGCGACACGAGCAGCCCUUCUGCCUUCCCAUACGCCAGGUCUGAGUCGUCGCGCGACGUCGCUCGGGAUCGCAGAAGCAGCAGGCUCUCGCUGGACUCGGCCCAGCGGCGACUCGACUCGUGGAAUCGCGUGAGCAAGCCCCUCGCUCACUACAGCCACGAUAGCAUCGGCGCGCAGCACCGGCGGCUUAAGCGCAGCGGAAGCGAGCCCGCGCUAGCAACGCGGGGGUUUGAUGGUGAAUCAGAUGGCGGAAGCGCAAGGUUAUUGCGACCGCUGGAUGCGCUCGUUUCAGAGGCGCGGCAGCGAGUGUCCCGUCACUCGCUCCGCCGCUCCCGGAGCGCGCACGCGCUGGGCGAAAAGGACAGGGACGCGCUCUGGAACGACGCCAUGAAUGCGCUUUUCUGGCGGCGAGGCGGCGCGGUCAUCUACAGACGGCCGGAAGGCGCGACGCCGUCAUCACCGCAGACAGCGGGCCCUGCGAACAAGUGCGACUGUCGCGGGUGCGGCAGCAGGCGGCAGAUUUCGCUGACUAAAUUCUAUGAAGAUUGUUUCCUCCUGUCGCCUCACCUCGUGCUCAGUCUAAUUCGUUGCAGAUUUUCCAGCUUCCCCGUCUGCCGCCUUUCGUGGAAAAUGAUGCGUAUCGCCUCUCGCCAGUUUCUCUCCGCGGGAAAGUCGCUUAAAGCGGCAACUCCCGCAGAACUCGCCGUACUUGGCGGCACAGGACGCGAGCGGGGUCUCGCGGCGUCCGCGGCCAGUGAUACCAGCCGUCCGAUCGUGGCGAGCCUUCCAGAUCUGCCGUACGAUUAUGGCGCGCUGGAGCCGGUGGUGAGCGGCGAGAUCAUGCAGUUACAUCACGCGAAGCACCAUGCUGCUUACGUGGCGGGUUACAACAAGGCCGUGGAACAGUUGGACGCGGCGCGGGGGAAAGGCGACACGGAGACGGUGGUGUCGCUCCAACGAGCGAUUAACUUUAACGGCGGAGGUCACGUGAAUCACAGCAUUUUCUGGAAGAACCUCGCUCCCAUCAGCGAGGGAGGGGGAGCACCACCGGAAGGCCCCCUAGCAGCAGCCAUUGACGCCGAGUUUGGGUCGCUGGACGCCCUUGUGUCCAAGUUCAACGCUGCUGGCGCUGGCGUGCAGGGGUCCGGCUGGGUGUGGUUGGGUCUCAAUGACCGGAAGAAGCUUGCAAUUGUGACGACAGCCAAUCAGGACGCGUGUGUGACUACAGGCCACGUGCCUCUACUGGGCGUUGACGUCUGGGAGCAUGCCUACUACCUUCAGUACAAAAAUGUUCGUCCUGACUACCUGAAGAACAUCUGGAAGAUCAUCAACUGGAAGGAUGUGGCUUCUCGCUAUGCAGCUGCUACUUGA